This is a messenger RNA of Bursaphelenchus okinawaensis, 2290 nucleotides long. The record is from the annotation of a GenBank genome assembly. Lineage: Eukaryota; Metazoa; Nematoda; Chromadorea; Rhabditida; Aphelenchoididae.
AUGGCAGCGCAAAAAGCCAAAGACGAAAGUAUGAGCCGGACCUUGGCCAAUAUCCAACGCAAGAAGUCGAAGAAUGAAAAGAGAGAAGCCCAACAAGAAGCGGCCAAAGAAGAGCAAGAGUUCGUCAAGUACCGUAUCCAUGAGGUGUUGGCUAGGGAUGGUCCCAAAAGUCAUGUCAAGGCGACCACGGACGAAAAAUUUCCCAAAAAACCACCACCGGCCAACUUUGGCGUGCUUAAGUCCAAAUAUUUGCAUAUUCGGCCGGACCCACGGUUUGCUACUUGGCCUGGUAAAAAGAAGGGCGAGGUGGUUUAUGAGGCUAGGUAGGUCUAUUGUCUAUUGGUGUCUUAUUUUUGGUUGGUAGUGUGGGAAAGCAGGUAUGAGGAGGUGAGAGAUGUGUUUCGGCUUAGGCUUAAACGUAGGCUUAGGCUUAAGAUUAGGCUUCGGCUUAGGCUUAGUCUUAAGCUUAGGCUAAAGCUUAGGCUUAGGCUCAAGUUGUAGUUUGGGCUUAGGCGUAGGCUUAAGAUUAGGAUUAGGCUUAAGUUUAGGCUUAGCAUAGAGUAAGAUAAGGUAAGGUUGAAUUACUGUAGAAUAUGGAAAGAAAGAUUACGGUACAAGUGUAGAGGAGAUGAAGGUAUGGUAAGGUAGGGUAGGGUAGGGCUACGCUAUUAUAUAUGUUGUUAUAGAGCUCGCCGUAUGAAGCCGAUCGAAACAAAAGCCACGGAUCACUCCACGAUGUCGUCGUCAUUCAGUCGAAGUGUCAGUUCGAAGAAGUCAUCAGCCAAGGAUAAGAAGGAUAAGAAAGAUGUGAGUGAGGAAGGAAGGAAGAAAUUUUUCAUUUUUUUUAAAUUCUGAAUUAGGCUUACUGUAAAGCCUCAAAAAAUUUUUUUUACUCCGCCCAAAAUUUUUUUUUAUUUUGAGCGUUUUUGCAACGUAAAUAAUCUUUAAAAAAAUUAUUUUUAUAUUACUCCCCCACCCUCCAAAAAAUUUUUUUUUACCCCGCCCAAAAAUUUUUUUUUGUUUCACAUUUCCCGCCUUUCCCCAAGGCUUCAUUUUUAGGACAAACAACGAAGUGUGAUGGCGAACAUACCCGACAACGACGUGAUGGAGACGCUGAACUGCGAGGACGAGGAAGAGAACGAGAAGCGGAAGGGCGGCCAUCGUCGCGACAAUCCACUGGAGAAUGGAGUGCCAUUUUGGAUGAUAGGCUCGCCCCGGGAUCAGGACGAACUCACCGACGAUGACCUGCCCAUUGACAUGAGCCUGCUGGAGGAGGUGUGUAACAAAACCCGCAACUUGAAGGAUCCCCUCCCCGCCCGCGACAAGUUCCAUCCAUUCGCCACGGUCGACCAGUUGAAACGAAACGACCACUACUUUGACAAGGAAAUGCUGCUUAGUAUCACAGUCAGUAACAUAUUAACGUAAGGAUUGAAUAUUGGGUUUAACAGUGAAUUUUAGGCUUAGUACUGAAUUGGUUUGGAAAAACGCUUUUAGGCUUAAAAAAAGUUUUAAGUUUAGCAAGAAAGUUUUAGGCUUAAAAAUGAAUUUUAGGCUUAGAACAACGCUCUAGGUUUAGUACUGAAGUUUAGGUUUAGAAAAAACGUUUUAGGCUUAAAACUGAAUUUUAGGCUUAGAACAGAACUUUAAGCUUAAAACAGAACUUUAAGCUUAGAAAGAAGGUUUUUAGGCUUAGUAGGGAAUUUUAGGCCUAGAAAAAAAAUUUUAGGCAUAGAAAGAACAUUUUAGGCUUAGAACAGAAUUUUAGGCUCAGAAAAAAAAGUGUUAGGCUUAGAAGGAAAUUUUAAGCCUAAAAAAAUUUUUUAGGUUUAGGACAGAAUUUUAGGCUUAGAAAAACAGUUUUAGGCUUAGCAUGAAAGUUUUAGGUUUUGAGCAGAAUUUUAGGCUUAGAAAAACGUUUUAGGCUUAAAAAUGAAAUUUAGGCUUAGAACUGAAUUGCAGGCUAAACAACAAUCUUUGAACGUAUAAACAAAGUUUUUAGGCUUAUACUAGAUUUUAGGCCUAGCACAGAAUCUUGGGCUACUAUAAGGCUAGGACUAAGGCUAAGGCUAGAGUUGGAGCUAGGGCUUGGACUAAAAAUUUGAGUUUCAGUUGCCAAGAGAACACGCACGAGAGUGAUCCAAAGCGACGAAUGGUGGACAAGGAGAUUGUUUGGAGCAAAACCCUGACCGAGUACGUGUUCGACCCCACCAAUCGUGGUGCUGGCUACUCGAAACCUCAAACCAAACCGGUUGCCGAUAUCAAUCGUGUGAAGGGCGCCAAAGAUGAAUAA